AAGAACAGCUGCUGUGGGUGGAAGGCUUGCUGGGGAACCAGGGCAGAGAGAGACAAGGCUGACUCCCUGGGUCAUUGCCAGGGUAGGCCAGGAGAAAAGGGCAGACAGGUAAAAGAGAAAGGACUUGCCUAUGCCUGGGCCUUGGCUGGGGUUGGGACACUCUGAUGUUAGCUGGCGCUGGUAGUUUAAGCUGGUACAAGCUGUAGUUCAGGUUGUCUUGCACAUGACAUACUGACUAGUUCCUUGAUAUGCAACUUGUAAGAGCAGCUAACAGAAUGAAAAUGAACUCCAAUGACAGCAGCGAAUCAGAGAAUGAUACUGAGGAAGAGGAGGAGGAGGAAGAAGAGUUUGCAAAUGAACACAUUAAGAGACUGGGUGGAGGAAGUAAAGAUAUGCGGCAGGAUGGCACACUUCAGGAGGGAGCUUUUGAGACAGAGGACACAUGCCUAGGGCACAAGAGUAAACACAGUUCAGGUGGGAAAAGUGAUCUGGCGACGGUCUCACUGAUCGAUCUGGAAGAACAAAUGGCAGAAGAUUAUGAAGCAGAGACCACUCCAAGAAAGAAAAAGAGAAAACACAGGCUGCUGUCUAUCAACCUGACCAACUGCAAGUAUGAGAGCGUGAGGCGUGCUGCCCGACACUGUGGUCUAAAAGAAGUGGGGGAGGAUGAGGAGUGGACGGUGUACUGGACUGACUACUCGGUCUCUCUGGAGCGCGUCAUGGAAAUGAAGAGGUUUCAGAAAAUCAACCAUUUCCCGGGGAUGACAGAGAUCUGCCGGAAGGACCUGCUGGCCCGCAACCUCAACCGCAUGCUCAAACUCUUCCCCAAAGAGUACAGCAUCUUCCCCCGCACCUGGUGCCUGCCUGCUGACUAUGGGGAUUUCCAGGCCUACGGGCGCAUGAGGAAAAACAGGACGUACAUCUGCAAGCCAGACAGUGGCUGCCAGGGGAGGGGCAUCUUCAUAACCCGCAACCCAAAGGAGAUUAAACACGGGGAGCACCUGAUCUGCCAGCAGUACAUAUCCAAGCCCUUCCUUAUUGAUGGCUUCAAAUUUGACCUGCGAAUCUACGUCCUGGUCACAUCCUGUGACCCCCUGAAGAUUUUUGUCUAUGAGGAAGGGCUGGCCCGGUUUGCCACCAUGAGGUACAUCGAGCCCAGCAGCAGCAACCUGGUAAAGAAGGGACGUUUCCAAGCAACUGGCGAUGAUAUCUGCAUGCACCUAACCAACUAUGCUAUCAACAAACAUAAUGAAAACUUCAUCCGAGACGACAUGAUGGGCAGUAAGAGGAAACUGUCUACCUUGAAUGCCUGGAUGAUGGACAACAGCUGCAACACAACAGAACUCUGGGAAGACAUUGAGGACAUCAUUAUAAAGACCCUUAUCUCAGCCCACCCUGUUCUGAAGCACAACUACCGCACCUGCUUCCCCAACCACAUCACUGGCUGUGCCUGCUUUGAGAUUCUGGGCUUUGACAUCCUGCUAGACAGAAAGCUGAAACCCUGGCUGCUGGAGGUGAAUCACUCGCCCAGUUUCACCACAGACUCGCGCUUGGACCGAGAGGUGAAGGACGCUUUGCUCUGUGACGCCAUCAAGCUGAUAAACCUGCAAGCCUGUGACAAGAGGAAGGUGCUGGAAGAGGACAAGCGACGGGUGAAGGAGCGACUCUUCCAGGCCCACCAGCCACCUCGUGAAGCCAGACGUGAGAAGUUAGAGAGCAGCCAGGCGGCCUGGCUGGCCCAAGCGGAGAAGUAUGAGAACACGCACCUGGGAGGGUACCGGCGCAUUUACCCCACGCGCGAGACAGACAAGUAUGAGCCAUUCUUCAAGCACAGUGGCUCCCUCUUCCAGGAGACGGUGGCUUCCAAGGCAAGAGAGGAGUGUGCCAGGCAGCAGCUGGAGGAAAUUCGCUUGAAGCAAGAGCAACGAGAGGCUACUACUGGGAAGAAGAAAAAGGAGCGAAAGGAGAACCUGCAGGGAAAGUCCGCUGGGGAGAAAUCCCGCAUCCGCAGCAAGGCCAAGGCUCCUCCCACUCGCCUCACCUACAACAGCGCCAGGACCUGCGACAGGAAGGUGCAGCAGAUGGUGUUUGACUCCAUGCGGCCCCAGGAGAUAGUGGAAGAUGAGGAAGUAGAGAGGCUCAAGGCUCUUCUGCAGCGCGAAAACCUCAUACGGGGUCUUGGCAUCGUGGAUCAGCUCUCUCGGCUGCUCCACACAACUGAGCCCAGGCCUGUGGAUGUCCACAGGCCCCACAUCAAUAUCUCCGAGAGCCAGCCGCGAUUCCUUCAGGACGUGUUUGGGAACCGGGAGACACAGAGUUUAAUGACCCUCGUCCCCCUCUCGCUCCUGGGAGGCACAGUCCGGGAGUUAGGACAGCAGAUCAUGCAGCAGCCUGCGGCCAGGGCCCGGAUGCUGGGCAACCAGGGCUUCAUUCCCACCCUCCUGGGUACCCUGUCAGGCAUGGGCCAGAGCAUCCCCUACCCUGCACAAUAUAAGUCACAUCAUGGCCUGCAGCCGCAGAAGAACAUGAGCUGGUUAGGAAACCACGCUCUGGGGACACCGAUGGUCAGCAAGCCCUGUGCUCUGGCAAAGAUACUGAAGGUGGGAGGCCGGAGAUUCUCCAGCGCCAGAAACAAGGUCGAAAGCCAUGCCCAUGCCCCCAGGCAGCCCCUCCACGUGGCCAGUGGUUACGCCGACUCUCUGAGCUACCUGGCUCAUGCUGGCAAGGCUCCAAAUCACACGUAUAGUGACUACACCUUCCCCUCGGUGACAGACUCCCUCAGCCGUGCUGCAGUCCAUGAGCUAGCCAUCAACUCUGCCUCUGCUCCCAUCGUCCAGCGCUCAGACACCUCACACCGUGCCAAUGCCAUGUCCAUUCUCAACUUCAACCACCACAGGAAAUGGACCUGAACCUUGGCCAAACAGUCUCUGGGGAAGAAAGGGACAACGGCCUUGGGAAUCCUGCAGCCACAGGUGAAGGCUGUGCCAAAAGACUUGCUUUCUUCUGCGUGGAAGGGAGAAAAACCUCCAAGGGGCCAGGCAGAGGGGGAGACAAGGGAGACAGUGACCCCAGGCCUGCUGUGGUGACCUGGCGGCUAGCGAUGAGGACGCCAGUGUCUGCUGCAGAUAAGGAGCCUUCUCAGUGAGGGCUGAGCACUUCAGACACUAUUUAGUGAGCGCUCUAGAGUCACAUCUCCACUGGACAGAGCUGUUUUCCAACAAUGCUGCGCAAGGGAUUUUGUUAAUAGUAUUUGGCACCAUCCU
Molecule: messenger RNA, 3263 nt
Organism: Gopherus flavomarginatus (Mexican gopher tortoise)
Lineage: Eukaryota; Metazoa; Chordata; Testudines; Testudinidae
Gene: TTLL13
Product: tubulin tyrosine ligase like 13
Exons: 15
Coding region: 249-2909 (886 amino acids)
Biological process (GO): protein polyglutamylation; microtubule cytoskeleton organization
Cellular component (GO): cilium
Molecular function (GO): tubulin-glutamic acid ligase activity; tubulin binding
Source: RefSeq, a predicted model, not a curated record